Molecule: messenger RNA, 646 nt
Organism: Eimeria acervulina
Lineage: Eukaryota; Apicomplexa; Conoidasida; Eucoccidiorida; Eimeriidae
Exons: 2
Source: RefSeq, a predicted model, not a curated record
AUCGACAGAUGCAUGUCUAUUAACAGAGGCAGAGGACUUCGCUGCAUUUAACUCACAGCCAGCAGCAGCAGCAGCAACGCCGCAGCUGAGCUUAACAGAUCAGAGAGUACAGGCGGCAAAGGCUGCUAUCGCUCGUUUGUAUGCUGCUUCAAAUAACUCAGGGUUUGGAGAGCAAACAAAGACAUCUGUGCAGCCGCAGGGUUUAGGGGGCCUGAGCUUCUUUAACACCCCGCAGCAGCAGCAGCAGCAGCAGCUGCAGCAGCAGCAGCAGCUGCUGCAGGGUGCAGCAGGAGCAGCAAACUGGGCAGCUUGGGGUUCAGGAAGUAGCCCUGCUGCAGCACCAGCAGCAGCAGCAGCACCAGCAGCAGCAGCAGCAGCAACUCCUACUUGGCCUUCAGCCUUCGGUGCAUCUUCAGCUGUCUCCUCUUCGCUCGGCUUUAAUUCAUUAUCUUCUGCAUUUAGUUGCCCUGCUGCUGCUCCUGUUGCAGCAGCGCAGCAGUUGCCUACAACUGCAACAGCAGCACCAGCAGCAGCAGCAGCAGCAGCAGCAGCAGAUCCGUGGGGUGCUUGCGGCACACGACUGAGUGGUCAGGGGAUGAGCAGCCCCGCACAGAUCAAUAUCCCUGAUAGUAACAGACAGGUAUAG